AUGGCCAGGAUCAAAGCUUGGCGACAGACUCCGUGUACCCGAUGGGUUGCCCAACAUUACCAAGACCACGCACAGCAACCUGCGAUUUUCAUGACACUCAAAGAGACCAACCCGGAAGCCUUACCAGUUCAUCUUCCACAAAUCGCCAUCCAGGUUUACAGCACCGUUCCCCUAAGCUUGGACUCUGAAGACGACUCGGAAGAUGUCUACACCUCUAUCUGUCGAUAUCUCUCUUCGCAGAUCUCUUCCUAUCCCUCCGAAACCCUCUCAUAUGAGAUCUAUGCCCCCCAGCCUAAUGUAUUCGCCUGUGUGGAGCAUCAAAGACGGGAAAUUCUUCACCGAAAGAAUAGUAUUCCCGGAGAAUAUUUCUUCCCUGGUAUCGCGAAAGUGGCACCCAACAACAAAAAUUGGCUUUUGCAGGGGUUUCUACUAGUGAUGACUUCCUAUAGCUUCCGCGAUACAUUCAUACCGCGAUAUGAAGCUGAAUCUGGUCCGCUGUGGGUAAAUUGUAAUCGGAGUUUUCCGCUUAGAGCGAAAGUCGAUCUUGCCUCUCGAAUUGAAUCCGCUACAACACGUGAAUUUAAUCCUUCGAUCAUCAGUGUUGAUUGCCAAGUACAAUCAGAGAGAGAAGAACUUAUUGUGCGAAAAUGCCGACAUGUGGAUAACAAUUGCCGAGAACUCUCCUCCCUAGUUAUCCGAAGUGGGAGCGAUGAUGUGGAUGACAAUUGCCGAGAACUCUCCUCCCUAGUUAUCCAAAGUGGGAGCGAUGUUGCGGGGCAUCAGUUCGAUUAUGGUCUAAAUGAAGAUGAGGGCGAUCCGUCCUUAUCCAACCAACCUCUAGCGCCGGAGAUGAUUGAAUUACUACAGAUCCAAGCUGAUUCGUUGGACCAUAACCAAUUUGAUAUAUCAGCACCCUCCGAUGGUGCUGUUGCUAUUAAGUCGAAUCAUAUAGCCACGACAGCAGAACUUGAUCUUCAGUAUAUUAUUUACAUCGCCUUCCCUUAUAAGCAGCUCGGAUUGGAGCUUAUGCCAAUCGCUAAGGCCUUUACUACUGCGAUUAUCGACAGCCUUGCACGGGGAAAGACGGUCAACUUCGAGUUCUUUUCAGGGGAUCAAUCCCUAGCUGCUACCCUAGCAUCGCACCGGGAUCUCAUCAACUCUCGCCCAGAGAUAGCCAUAGGAGCGCUUCAUCGAGGCAGCCGGAGUUUCCCGCAGAAGCGACAUGAGCCCGAGAUUGAAAUUCCAUCGGGAAGGGAGCCAUACCGUACCUUCUUUGUUAUCCUCGAUCUUCCGGAUUUCCUCACUGGGCCUGGUGUGCUUUUCUUUCUCACCGAUGGAAACGAAAUCACAGAUGAGGCAAUGCAGAGCAGAAUUUUUGGGUCUAUAGACCAACGUGGAGACUACGCGGUAUACCAGGUUUGGCGGAGCGCAGGAAUGUCUGAAGCAGCAGGAAGGUUGGCAAUGAUGCCUACAAAUCUAACUAGCUGGGGUUGA
Molecule: messenger RNA, 1494 nt
Organism: Penicillium cinerascens
Lineage: Eukaryota; Fungi; Ascomycota; Eurotiomycetes; Eurotiales; Aspergillaceae
Exons: 1
Coding region: 1-1494 (497 amino acids)
Source: RefSeq, a predicted model, not a curated record